This is a messenger RNA of Dendroctonus ponderosae (mountain pine beetle), 1579 nucleotides long. Its product is annotated as 1,5-anhydro-D-fructose reductase. The record is from RefSeq and is a predicted model, not a curated record. The coding region runs from base 550 to 1503 and encodes 317 amino acids. The transcript has 7 exons. Gene Ontology annotation, molecular function: aldose reductase (NADPH) activity. NCBI's taxonomy places the organism in Eukaryota, Metazoa, Arthropoda, Insecta, Coleoptera, Curculionidae. Gene Ontology annotation, cellular component: cytosol.
UCAUUGUCGUCUAUUUACUCUACCUAGACUUAGCUUAACCUUCUCGACUGUGGCCGCUAUUAAUUGAGCAAUAUUUACUGCCUGUAGGAUUUAUAGGGAUCUUGAACAGAUAGCACCAUUGUCUUCCUAAAGAUAACGAUGUUGUUUUUAUGUUCUUCGUCCAACAAGCCAGCGAGUACGAAUGGAAACCGGCAUUUUUUCAAACUGGUCAUUGCCAAGAGAUACAUUGACUAUCUUACAAUGGGCGUGAGAUUAUACGAAUUAAUUAGAAAAAAUACUAUUUUUCAUUGAAUGUCUUACAGUAAUGAAUAGCGGCUAAUUAACUGGGUUAAACCUUGACACGAAUCGUUUCGGCUUAUUAUAGGUACCAAUGCUUAAUGAUAUACAUAAUACAUAAUUUUUUGCGAACUUGUUUUCGCUUAUCUAUGGUUAUGUCAUAUUUUCUCAGUCGGGCACUUUAAACUAACCCGAGUAAUUGCAAUACACAGUAAAAUAUCAGCGGAAAAACACUGAACCUCCUAAGAAUCAUCCGUAUCUAAAAAAAGAAAAAUGCCAGUUCCAAAGACAGUGAAAUUGUACACCGGUGUGGAACUACCCACAGUGGGCUUGGGAACAUACACCUCAACAUCCACAGGCCAAGUGGAAGACGCUGUUAAAGCAGCCAUAGAUUCGGGCUACAGGCACAUAGAUUGCGCUUGGUUUUAUGGCAAUGAAGCCGAAAUUGGAAAAGCCAUCAAGGCAAAAAUUAGCAGCGGCGUGGUCAAACGAGAAGAUUUAUUCAUUACUAGCAAGCUUUGGAACAAUUUUCAUGCUAAAAGCGCAGUUCUACCUAAGCUGAAAGAAACUCUACAGGCAUUGCAACUGGAAUAUUUGGACCUGUAUUUGAUCCAUUGGCCUUUUGGAUUAAAAGAAGAUGCUCCGAAUAUGCCCGAAGGAGAUAUUGAGAAAUACUUUAGCGAUGUGGAUUAUUUGGAAACAUGGGGCGCAAUGGAAGAAGUCCAGAAAAUGGGGUUGACUAAAUCCAUUGGAGUGUCCAACUUUAACUCCGAGCAAAUUACCAGGCUAAUAGCUAAUAGCAAAAUAAAACCAGUUGUUAAUCAGGUGGAAUGUAAUCCGAACUUGAAUCAGAAGAAGCUGAUCAAGUUCUGCAAAGAACGCGAUAUAGUGAUAGUCGGUUAUACUCCUCUUGGCAGGAGUGAUCUUGUUGGAACUCCCGGCUUUCCAGUUCCCUCUAUUUUGGAUGAAAAAGUGGCCAAAAUCGCUCAAAAAUAUAAAAAAACUCCCGCUCAAGUUGUGCUAAAUUAUUUGGUGGCCAAUUUGGGGAUAGUCGUAAUUCCCAAAUCUGUAACCCCAUCUCGCAUUAAGGAAAACAUCGAUAUAUACGACUUCGAACUGGAGGCCGAAGAUGUUGCUUACUUUGAUUCAAUGAACCGAAACCUGAGGGUCUGCGGAUUCACUGACUUCAAGAACCAUAAAUAUUAUGCAUUCAAUGCCGAGUUUUAAAAACGACUCGACCCAGAUCCAAACUGCAGCUUUGUUAUGUAAAUUUAUGAAAUAAAUCAUUUAUUUACAAUAUUAA